UCUCGGGUGCCGGGAGCUGCGGGGCGGUGACGGGAAGGGACCUUUUGGCUCCCGGCUGGGGCGUGAUACAGCCUUAGGAAAUGCUCGUUUACGUUUCACUCCUUAUCCACUAUGUGUUUGUAGUUGCGAGCUUAAUUCGUCCCGUUCUUUGUACCAAGUGAUGCAUUUAAUGCCCCAGUGACAGCGUUGGUCAGCCUGCAGGAAUGUAGUUACGAGAGAACCUUUAACAAGAUGUAUUUUAUUUGCAGUUAUGCUGACUUGUUUUAUUUUGGGGGGUGGGGGAAAUGGGUUACAUUUGUAGCUGAAGAAGCAAAUUGAUCUACAUGUACUUCACUGUCCUUUGGAAGAAUGACAGAUGACAAAGAUGUACUUCGAGAUGUGUGGUUUGGGCGAAUACCGACCUGUUUCACUCUGUAUCAGGAUGAGAUAACUGAGAGGGAAGCUGAACCCUACUAUUUGCUUUUGCCAAGGAUAAGCUACUUGACACUGGUAACAGACAAAGUGAAGAAACACUUUCAGAAAGUUAUGAGACAAGAGGAAGUUAGUGAAAUAUGGUUUGAAUACGAAGGUACACCACUGAAAUGGCAUUACCCAAUUGGUUUACUCUUUGAUCUCCAUGCAUCAAAUACAGCCCUUCCCUGGAGCAUCACAGUGCAUUUCAAGAAUUUUCCAGAAAAGGAUCUUCUACACUGCCAUUCUAAGGAUGUGAUUGAAGCUCAUUUUAUGGCAUGUAUAAAAGAAGCAGAUGCUUUAAAGCACAAAAGUCAAGUCAUCAAUGAAAUGCAAAAAAAGGAUCAUAAGCAGUUGUGGAUGGGAUUACAGAAUGAUAAAUUUGAGCAGUUUUGGGCAAUAAAUCGAAAACUGAUGGAGUAUCCAGCAGAAGACAAUGGAUUUCGAUACAUCCCAUUUAGAAUUUAUCAGGCAACAACAGAGAGACCUUUUAUACAGAAGCUGUUUCGACCAAUUGCUUCAGGAGGACAGCUGCAUACUUUGGGAGACCUGCUAAAAGAUGUGUGUCCUAGUGCUAUCACCCCUGAAGAUGGAGAGCAGAAGACUCAAGUGAUGAUUCAUGGAAUUGAGCCAAUGCUGGAAACACCCAUUCAGUGGCUAAGCGAACAUAUGAGCUAUCCAGAUAAUUUUCUCCACAUUAGUAUCAUUCCCCGACCUACAGAUUGAAACUCAGCUAUAUUCCUAUGAGGAUCAUUCUCAAGCUGGAAUUCUAAGGGCAUGUCAACUUCUUGCUUCUGUCACUCUUGACAGAGGCAGCCUGACCAGAAAAAAAGAAACCAACAAAAAGCCGAAACAAAACAAGAAGUCCUCACUGCUGUAAG
Molecule: messenger RNA, 1331 nt
Organism: Ficedula albicollis (Collared flycatcher)
Lineage: Eukaryota; Metazoa; Chordata; Aves; Passeriformes; Muscicapidae
Gene: ATG5
Product: autophagy related 5
Exons: 7
Coding region: 349-1176 (275 amino acids)
Biological process (GO): autophagosome assembly; autophagy of mitochondrion; nucleophagy
Cellular component (GO): cytoplasm; phagophore assembly site membrane; Atg12-Atg5-Atg16 complex
Source: RefSeq, a predicted model, not a curated record